This is a messenger RNA of Carica papaya (papaya), 1103 nucleotides long. The record is from RefSeq and is a predicted model, not a curated record. Lineage: Eukaryota; Viridiplantae; Streptophyta; Magnoliopsida; Brassicales; Caricaceae.
UUUUUUUUUUUUUUCUUUUUCCUGUUCUUUUUCUUUCUUUCUUUCUUUUUUUUUUUUGGCAAGACAGAUUUUAGUUUGAAAAAAAAGCAAACUUUUCUUGGGUGAAGGAUUAAAAAGUUUGAAUCUUGUUUUGAGGUUAGUAAAGGUUGCGGAUUCAAGAAAUUCAAACCAUAAGCAAAAUUUGAGGCCAUUCAAAGAAUUUUCAGAAAUUUCUAAGAGAGAUAUGAGUCUUCUUUACAGUUCUAGUUUCAAGUACCCCGAAGGAGAAUUAAGGAAGAAUCAAGAUUUCAUGGAAACUUAUCACCAUUAUCAACACCAAAACGAUCAGCAUAACUCAGGCCUGCUACGUUAUCGAUCUGCACCGAGCUCAUUUCUUGAGAAUCUUGUCAAUGGCAACAACACUGGUUUUGCUGGUGCAGGUGCUAAUGGCAAUCUUAAUUCUGAAGAUUAUCGAUAUGUUCGAUCUUCAAGUCCUGAGAUGGAAAGCGUAUUUGAAAAAUACAUGACACCAUGUAAUGGUUCAGGUGGUUCUGCCUCUCAUGAUCUGCAAGAAUUUGGAGGCAAAGCUUUGAAACUACAAGAGGCCCAUUCCAUUUCCCAACCAAAUGAAUACGCUAGUGGCGCGCAGAUGAUUUACCAAAGCUUGCCUGUGCACAAUUUGGCAAAUGAUAAUACAACAAUGGAUGGUUCAUUUGGUGUUAUUAAUUCCAUGGGAUCAAAUAGUUCAAUGCAACCCAAAAUUGGUACUACAAAUGAAUCCAAUCUUGUGAGGCAGAACAGUUCUCCAGCUGGGUUUCUAUCCAAUCUGGGUGUUGAAAAUGGAUUUACUGUUAUGAGAGACUUUGGAAACUUCAGAGCUUGCAAUACUACGAAUGGUGAAGCAACUCCAUCAACUGGUAGGCUAAAUGACCAUAUGAGUUUAGCAUCCGGAUCAAGGUUUAUUAUGCCUCAGAUUGGUGAAAUAGAGAAUGAAAGUAUGGGAGCAAGCAGCCCUGAGCAUCGAAGCUCGAUCAUUGUUAAUGGUAGCGACCGACUUUACAUGUCUAACUUUGCUAAUGAUUCCUGGAAUGGAGCUUCUUUCAGUACUUCAAAACGAACAUCAA